AUGCUCGGAAGAACACCCACGGCAGCUCUUCGUUCUAGUCGAGCACUGAGAGUCCGUCGACCAGUGCAAGUGCCUUCACGACCUCGCAGCGCCCGCUUCCAGUCUACAGCUCCCGCCAAACCCACUACCAAUGCCUCGUCAUCUUCGAGCCAGGCUCUUCUGGGGGGCUUGGCUGGCGGCUCGUUUGCAUUCGUGCUGGGAUACAUGUGGUACUAUUUCUCGGGUGCCAAAACUACCUUGAACACAAUACAUUCUACGAAAGCUUACGUUGAGGACGCCUUCAAAAAGACCACCCAGAACGCUCCAGAGCCCAACCAAGCUAUUCAGUGGUUGAAGGAGACGGUGCAAAGCUACACAAAGAUGAUUCCGGGUGCUUCAAAAUACGUCGACUCUGCUUUCGAAGAUGUGGACAAGGUUCGGGAGAAGCAUGGAGAUGAAGUCGACGAGAUCGUCAACGAUACAUACAAGAAGUUGAAGGACGUCACCAAGAAGGGAUUCAGCAUGGAAGCUGUUGUACAAGCUGGGGAAGUACUUGCAGAUUGCUUCAGGCGGAUCGGCAGUCUGGCAGUCAGCGCUGGGCAGGACAUCCUGGACAACCACCCCCAGAUAAAGAGUCAGUUUGGAGGCAAGUUCGAACAACUGCAGCAGAUGGGCGAGCAGUACGGCCCGGAAGCCAAGAAGGCAGUUGACGAGACAUGGCAGCAAGUGCGUGACAUUCUGGCGGGCGGCGUCAGCCUCUCGACCGUGCAGAAAGUCCAGGAUUUGUUGCAGGAAAAGUCACAACAGCUGAAGAAAUACGGCGACCAGGCCUGGCAGAAGGGUAUGGAACAGGCCAAGCCGCUUCUGGACAAGCAACCGGAAAUGAAGAAGCUCAUCGAGGAGAACAAGUCAAAGUUGCUUCGUGGCGAUCUGGGUCAACUGUGGCAGAAGGUCCAAGAGGCGGUGCAGUCAGGAAAUACAGACGAUCUCCAGAAAUUCGUCAAGGACCAAGUUGACAAGGCCUCAGAAAGCGCCGGCGGCGGAAUUGAACAGCUCCUCAACAUGAUGCCAGGUGGAUCAGAGAUUGGAUCAAAAUUGCAGCAGCUGCAGGAGCUCAGUCAAAAGCAUGGGCAGGAGGCAGAGAAGCUGGUCAGAAGUGCCAUUGACGAUGUCAAGAAGGUGUUGUCCAAGAAGGUUGAAGAAGGACAGCAACUGAAGGAAAAGGUCAAGUCGGAGACAUAA
This is a messenger RNA of Fonsecaea erecta, 1221 nucleotides long. RefSeq lists its product as hypothetical. The record is from RefSeq and is a predicted model, not a curated record. Bases 1 to 1221 code for a protein of 406 amino acids. Lineage: Eukaryota; Fungi; Ascomycota; Eurotiomycetes; Chaetothyriales; Herpotrichiellaceae. The transcript has a single exon.